Bactrocera tryoni is the source of this 1313-nucleotide messenger RNA. Its product is annotated as putative nuclease HARBI1. The transcript has 4 exons. The record is from RefSeq and is a predicted model, not a curated record. NCBI's taxonomy places the organism in Eukaryota, Metazoa, Arthropoda, Insecta, Diptera, Tephritidae. Bases 74 to 1162 code for a protein of 362 amino acids.
UAAACAAAUAUUUUGUUUUUGUUUUUUGUUGUAGUAAAAUAAUUUAGAUUGCAGAGAAAAGUUCUCUAAUAAAAUGUUUAUGUUUUUUAACGCACACUCCUUUGAUUUGGAGGAAGAACCGCGUGUUAUACGUAGACGUUUAAGGGAUAACACAAAUGUGCUGGAUUUACCAAAUAAGGAAUUUGUCAACCAAUUUCGCGUGAGUAAAGAGGUUUUUAAGAAUAUUUUAUUAGAAAUAGCUCCCAAAAUGGAAAAAAAGUUCCGAUGCACAUCUAUACCAGAAAUGACCAAAUUAGCUUGUUUCUUCCGUGCUCUUGCUGGGAAAUAUCAAAUGAAUGUUGGCACAAAUUCAUAUACUUGUGUAUCACAAGGCAUGACUUCAAAAAUCGUGGGCGAGUGUUUGGAAAUUUUUGAAGAUUCAUUUUGCGGCAAGUGGAUAUGUUUAGAAAUGAAUGCAAAGGAGGAAUCUGAAACUAAACAAGCAUUUUACAGAAGCACUGAAGUACCUAAUAUAAUUGGUUCUGCUGAUUGCACCCACAUACCAAUAAAGCGUCCCACAGUUGAAGUAAGACAUUUAUACCAGAAUAAAAAAGGAUCGUUUAGUAUAAAUACGCUAAUGAUUUGUGAUGCAAACUUGGUGGUGCGAUAUGUGGAUGCAAGAACGCCGGGUAAAAAUGAUGAUGAAUUCGUUUGGCUUCAAAGUGGUGCAAAUGCGUAUUUGAAAUCGUUGUAUGAUGCCGGAAAACGAAAUUUCUGGAUUAUAGGCGAUUCUAGCCUGCCACUACAACCGUAUUUGAUGACACCGUAUCAUAAUCCCACUGAGACUUAUGAAACUAUUUACAACGAGAAACUGCUUAAAGCACAGAAAUUCAUAGAAAAAUGUUUCAACACUAUUAAGAAUAGAUUCCGUUGUAUAGCGGAUGGCAAAGCGGUAUAUUAUCUGCCGGAGAAAGCAACUAAAAUAAUUAAUGUUUGUUGUGCAAUUCAUAAUGCGUGUAUAUUUUAUAAAGAUAAUUUGGAAUUCGGUAAGACAAUAGCUAUGAAUUUAAAGAAUGACAAUUGUUAUAGUAGCACAGAGUUUGAAAGCGAUAUCCAUGCAACGGAGGAAACUUUAAAAAUAAGAAAAAAAUUAGCUAAAAGUUUGAAAAAUUCCAAAGAUUGACCAUAAAGUGAAAAUGAUGUUAAUAAGUUAAAAAAAAAAGACUAAAUAUUAUGUAUUUUGGUAAUCUCAAAACUUGUAUUAUGUUAACUUUUAUAAAUAAUAUUACUUAACACCUAUUAAAAAAUAAAAACUCUUUUCAAAGUGAAAAAUA